AUGAGUGAUCAUGACAUUUAUCCAAAUAAAUUCAAUGAAUUACGAAGUAUCUAUAAAUACUAUAUCGACUCAUAUAAUGCAUUAUAUCGGCUGAAUACUGAAAACGAAGAAAAAUUAAUGUCGAUUUACAAAAAGAUCAAAACAAAAUUGAUUGAUCCAGAGAAUUAUCUGCCCAAAAACAUUAUAAGAGACAUUUUAAAUAUCAGCAUGUUGCGAUUAUGCUAUAAAAAAUCAUAUUUAUUUCUUGCUAAACUUAUAUAUGAUGAUUAUAAUGUAGAAGAGGUUAGUAAUGCUAAUAUUACUUUAAGGUUCCUAUUUUAUAAAGAAUAUGGCAUUAAAUUAGUAAAAUCUGAUGAUUUCGAACAAGAGAAAAUUAAAAAUUUCGAAAUUCAAUCAGAAAGUACAAUAUACAGAGCAAUCAUGUAUAAUGACCUAGAAAAAUUCAUCACCAUCACGGAAACAGAUGGAUUUGAUAAAGAUCAAAUUCUUGAUAGUCAAAACCUCUUAUCUUUACUUGAAUUAUGUUGUCACUAUGGAGCAGUAGAUUGUUUCAAGUUAUUAAGAACGAAAUUUAACUCAGAAAUAACUCCAACAUGUGUACGAUAUUCAUUUUUAGGUGGAAAUCCAGAGAUCACAAGUGAAUGUUUGAAAUACCAAAAACCAGAUAAAUAUUGCAUGAAAUAUUUCACACAACAUUGA
Molecule: messenger RNA, 699 nt
Organism: Trichomonas vaginalis G3
Lineage: Eukaryota; Parabasalia; Trichomonadida; Trichomonadidae
Product: protein of unknown function (DUF3447)
Exons: 1
Coding region: 1-699 (232 amino acids)
Source: RefSeq, a predicted model, not a curated record